GCUCCGUAGCGUGAAGGAGACGCCUCAGCACUCGCAGGAGGAGGUCGGAGCCUUCACCAAACUCAUAGAGGCCAUGGGCUUCACCGCGCCGCUCAAAUAUAACAAAUGGAAAAUCAAGAUUGCUGCGCUGCGGAUGUACACAUGUUGUGUGGAGAGAAUAAACUAUGACGAGUUCUUUGAUAAAUGCUCGCUACCCGACACCCUGAACUCCUGGUUCCUGGUGGCUCAGCUGCACGUUUGGAUGUGCUUGGUGCGGAUGCGUCAGGAGGGCAGAGAGGGGAAGUUCAUGUGCCGUUACAUCGUCCACUCCAUGUGGGAGGACGUGGAGCAGAGGAGCAAAAUAAUGGGGAUUGAUGCCAUCCACAGGAAGGAGGCCAUGAAAGCCAUGACUGAAACCUUCUACGCCGCCAUAUUUGGAUACGAUGAGGGAAUCCUGUCUGAUGACUGCGUCCUGGCUGCAGCUCUGUGGAGGAACCUGUUCAAUCGGCAGUGUGAAGACCCCCAGCAGCUGGAGCUCAUGGUGGAAUACGUUCGCAAACAGAUGCAGUUUAUUGAUGCUUUGGACGGGGAGGAUCUUCUGCUCACCGGAGAGGUGAAAUGGCGUCCUCUGCUGGAGGAGAACGCUCAGAGCAUCCUGAAGGUGGUCAGUCCCACCUACAACGAUGCAGGGCUGUGAGACAAAGACCUCAUCUCUCUGUUACCAUAAAGCACCUCCUGCUUCUUCUCAGCUCACACUUUAAACUUCACCUCAGUUGCUGUAGCUUCUCCUUUUUUGCUCCCUUUUUCCUCGAAGCACUUUUCCUCCACCUUUUUAAUGAUGAAGGUUCAGAUGGAUGCAGAGAUGAUCAGGGAUUAUGAUUCAGACACAUGGAGGACUCCUCGUGUGUCUACGAUCCUGUCAGGUCUGAGAGCAGCUUCUGUAUGCAAACACACCUCUUGUUUAUAUUUCCACUGAACGCCUCUCUGUAUUUAUAAAGUAUUUUUGAAUAACUGUUUGUUUCCUCUGUGCUCCUUCACUGUGUUUAAACAACCUGAACCUCUGAGGCUUCUUUCCUCUGUGCUCUCAGACCUGAACAGGAGGCAAAACACAAAGACUCAAAUGUCACUGAUGGUUUUUAAAAGAAGGUUAAUAAAGUUUUCUGUUCAAACUCGUUCAGCUG
Messenger RNA from Cyprinodon variegatus (sheepshead minnow), 1160 nucleotides. It is a transcript of the gene uqcc1, whose product is annotated as ubiquinol-cytochrome-c reductase complex assembly factor 1. The record is from RefSeq and is a predicted model, not a curated record. Lineage: Eukaryota; Metazoa; Chordata; Actinopteri; Cyprinodontiformes; Cyprinodontidae. Gene Ontology annotation, biological process: mitochondrial respiratory chain complex III assembly. The transcript is spliced from 7 exons. Gene Ontology annotation, cellular component: mitochondrion. Bases 74 to 676 code for a protein of 200 amino acids.